GUUUCGGACCAUUCAGAUUUCAAGUUUAUUUGUGGUCAAAAGACCGAUCAUAUUUGAUUUUGAACGAAUCAAAAUGGAUGCUGGGUGUGAAUGAACUAUGUACUGAAAAACGAACAGCUUUUUAUCGAGUUGUGUCGUGGGCCCGAUUUUAAUUGGGAAUCCGGCGUCGCGAUUUUGUUUAGCCAAUAUUCAAAUAGUGAGAAACAUAAAGUGCUAAAGGAAAAAGGAUCGACCAUAAUAUCGUUCAAUACAGUAGUCACCGUGUCGGUAAUGUGUUUAUACGAAAGAUUCGGUGGAGCCCACUAUCCGCAGGUGGCACUAGGAUGAGGACUUUGACGGAUAUACUGUGUGUCGAUCUAAAUUCGCGAGUGUUUAAUGCGUCGGUGCUUCCCUGUCUCGGUACGACAUGGCGAGACAGUUCGGACUAAAGUGUCGCUCGCGUGAUGUAUGAGCGGUCAGACAUGAAAUGCAUAUACAGGAAGGAACAAACACAACUCUGACAACAUGUACCAAAAUGACAGAGGAAGUAGACAGAAGACAUGGCGUGAAUGGUAACAGCAGUAGUAAGGGUGCAAGUGAGGAUGCUCCUGUGAACAGUUCUGCUGUCACUGCUACUGGUGGGAGGCUUAAGUUUUUCAAAGAUGGAAAGUUUAUAUUGGAAUUGGUGCGCGGGUGCGCACGAGAAGGCGAACGUGCAGGCUGGGUGUCGGUGCCACGUAAGACGUUCUGGCCGCCGGCCGCCGCGCCGCCUACGCCACCCGCAGCAGCGCACCCGCCCUCCGCCUCGCUGUCUGUCUCUGACGACAACAGCUCCGUGCAGUCUUCGCCGUGGCAGCGCGACCACUGCUGGAAGCAAACUGCACCGCGCAGAAACAUUUCCAAAGAGUUAGCCAUGUACUACUGCCGACCCAGCACUCUGCAUACUGCCGCAAUCGAGGUGGCCAGCCGGUUGAAGCGAAGGAGACCCUAUGACACCACCCACUUGGAUGGAAUCGUUAACGGGACUAAUUCCAGGAAAAGUUUAACUAAUGGAGUUAGUGAUAAAAAGAAUGGCGACGUUGGAUCGCCAGAGAGUAGAGCAUGUCGGAGCGACGAUGUCGUCGACGGCACUGGACCGAAAGUUAAAACUAACUCUGAUGACGAUCGAUGGACUGAUUACGAUCGUGAAAAAUACUAUCAUAUGAAACUAAAGAAACCGUAUCAGUAUCGUAAGUUAAGGGUUUAUAAAAAGACAAAACCUGCGAUAAGACGUAAGGAAUUAACUAAAACGGUAAACAAACUUCGAGAGAGAAUUUCUUCACUACCUUUGCCUGUGAAUGCGAAAUUAGCAAACUGCAGGCAGGAGCAUAUGAUGGUUUCUCCGAGAAAACGUAUUCUGCGAGAAUUGGAACGAGUAAGUCUUGAAGAUCAGAGUAUGAAACGCCGAGCGAAAACUGUACCUGCUUUAAGCACAGCUUCAUAUCCACCGUCACCCGGUCCUAGCCACACAACGCACAAACCAGUCGUCGAGACGCCGAUACGAUCACAUAAUGGUACGGCAGCACCAAGAAAAGAGACGCCAAUUCAUGUCUCCAAGAAUGUUAGCAGUUACAGUAUACACUCGCUUCUAAGUAUGCCAGAUGACAGCCCAACAAGGAGGUCUCCAGAGGCGAAGCGGUCUCCGCACUCCCAUCCACCAUCACUGAAGACCGAGUCACCAUCGAGUGUAAACUCGCCAGACUUAAGUCCAAGCCCGGAUAACUACCGAUACCGGUACUCCACAUUGAUGGGCUCACCGGGCCAGGGCGGGCUAGCGCGUGACUCGCCCACGCCACCUCAGGAGCUAGCUCGCUACCGGGCGCCCUACCCGCCGCCCACCUCGCCUUACGGCGUGCGGCAGUGGGGCGGUGUAAGCGUGGGCGCGCAAUACCGCGGAUCGCCAGCGCGCGAUGAGUGGGGUCGCGACAUGGCCUACAUGUACCCAUACUCGUACAUGGGCCCUCAUCUGUACCGCACUCCGCCACCACCACUUUGGAUGCAAUAUCCCAUGUCACCCGGAGUACCGCCAGGCCCUUGGGCUCCUCUGGCGAUGCCACUUACCAACGACCACAUACCUAAAGAUGAACCUACUUCAGAUUUGCCGCUCAAUUUGUCGAAACACUGAGAAACACGGCGCUGGCGCAAGUCUGAGACGUGAGACUGAACACACAAACAAACAUUGUUUUAAUAAAUUCGGUCAAUUUCGCUCCGUCGUGCGUGACACGUAUUCCGCCAUAGUAUAAGCCACGUAAAUCUUUCGCGUGUGUUAUUUAAAAUAUGAAAAAAGCUAUUUGGACUUUUAAAUUUGUAUGUAGCUGUUAUGGCGAAACAGCAAUAUUCAUGAUCAAUAGUUAAAGUUAAUGAUGCAUGUGGAAGAUAAGCACGGUAAACUUGUGGUGUCAUGUCGUCAAUAUAAUUGUCCAAUGAACAUUCCACUCACACUCAACGAUUGGCGCAUGCAGAAUUCCAAAAAUUAGAUCCCACCUAACCCAGCUUAUAUGAUCGCGCUGUUGCGAUUAUGUAUUUUAUAUAUUGUAACUGUAGCAAAUAUCUUAUGCAAGCUUGCAAGAAUAUUUUUGUAUAGAUUGUCGUUUUCCGACUGAGCAUUCUGUUCGGGGAUCUAUUUACAAACUAAUGUAUAUUACACUGAAAUAUUAUAUUUUAGUAUAGAUGUAUGUAUGCAGAGUCAUGUGUGUAUUUUCAUACGAAAUAUUUGUACUGCAAAAUAAAUAUUUUAAUAUUGGCUAUUAUUUUAGGGUAAGAUUCUAAGAUGAUCUAAAUAAACAAAUUACAGUUUAUCAAUUGUUAAAUUCAGUGCCUUGAAAGAAAAGAGAUAUUAAGAUCAUAUUUAAUUAUAGACGAAAAGUAUUACCAGAAAUCCUGGCUUCGUCCAAAUUUACAUUACAUAACACAUAGGUACUGCUUAUAUUCAUAAAAGUGAAAAUGUUAUAUACUAUAAUAUCUAAUAUUACUCCUGUUCCUUUUUCAAAUGCAAAAUUCCAUAUGUUUAUGUUCGAUCUCAUUAUUUAAUUUAGAAAAUAAAAUAAAAUGAGGUAAAGACUACAGUUUUGGGAACAAAUUUGGAUGUGUGUUUAUGUAACAUGUAUAAAAAUAAGAGACAUUGUAAAUAAUUUGUGAAUGGUGUAUUAUUGAUGGAAGUUCGAGGCGUAGUUAUAACAGAGCAUUAAUCAUUUACGACUUAUCAGUAAGGAGUUUAUUACCUUCAAAUAAUUAUUGUAAUUGUACAGUAUUUUUAUAACGAGUAUUUUAUGUUGUUUACGCUGUUGAAGGGAGUCUGUCUUGCAGUAGGUGUAUCGGGGAGCGAGCAGGCUCGCGGGCCUGCUCGCCUCUGCAGGCUUUGAGAUUAAAACGUAGAGCUAGAUUUAACUGCAAUUUUAGUUGAUGUAUGGGGUUAUGUAUUAUAAGAACAGUUAAAUGACGGUAAGGGACUGACUUCUGAUGUAAUAUUAUCAUUAAUGGAACUGUAUAAAAUAGUUAUAUAACCGAAGGCCUAUUGUAACGAUUGUGUUGUCCUCCAACUAAGUUGACUUAGUUUAAAUGUAGCUAUAAUACAUCCUGCUCAAUUUUGCUCUUGAGUAAAUAUAGGGAACAACUUUAUUUCAAUGUUGUGGUAUGUGUAGAAGGAAGCUGUAUUUUUUAUAUAAUAAAUGUGACUUGUCUAUGUAAUAAAAGUUUUGAGUAAAUGCUAACCACCGGUUCACUAUUUUAAACUCAAAUAUACUCUGUGGUUUGCAUAUACUCGAAUAAUUUGAAAUAAAGCUGUCUAUAGACACAGAUUGUAUGAUGUGACUUUUUUUUUGUAAAGACUAAUAUUAAUAUUUUGCGUUAUAACAAUAAUACGUCAUAGGAAACAUAUUAAUCAAACGCUGUUAUGUUACCAUAAUAGUGUUCUUAUAAAAAUAUAUGACGGGAUACAUAUAUAUUUCCGAUGGUUAAAUUCAACUUUUUUUCUGCUUUUCCAUCGGCAUUCCUAGCGUACUGAGAACGAAAGAAGAACAGUCGAAGUACAUUUAAGUGCCAUUUGACGACGCGACAACUCUACUGGGGACUUUCACUUUUGUGGCUGCAGUGAAAACAACUGCUGAAGUUACUGUCGCUAUAUGGACUGUAAUUUCACAGCUAUGUGCUACCUUAUGUUGCUAUAACCACGAAGAUGCGUCUCCUCAUUAGAGUUGUCGGCUACAAACUUUUAUUUUAGUAUAUAAUUUUAUAUGGGUUUAUAGAAAAUGCAGAUUUCUCCCAACCACAACAUUGUUUUACCGAUGUUUUAAAAAUGCUAAAAUAUUUUUCUACUCGAUGAUAUAACAGAAACAUGAAAUAUGUGAUAGUGCUUUCAAAAUAAAUAAGACACAAAAUUAUCCAGGUGUCUUAAAAUCCCCCUAAAAUCAUAUUUAUCAUACCGAGAAAUAGUUAUUAUCCAUUAUAUUAAGAUGUAGUUAUUACUCGAAUAAAUAUAACUUUUUAAAAA
Molecule: messenger RNA, 4507 nt
Organism: Spodoptera exigua (beet armyworm)
Lineage: Eukaryota; Metazoa; Arthropoda; Insecta; Lepidoptera; Noctuidae
Source: the annotation of a GenBank genome assembly